This is a messenger RNA of Mytilus californianus (California mussel), 605 nucleotides long. RefSeq names its product 2-iminobutanoate/2-iminopropanoate deaminase-like. The transcript is spliced from 7 exons. Lineage: Eukaryota; Metazoa; Mollusca; Bivalvia; Mytilida; Mytilidae. The record is from RefSeq and is a predicted model, not a curated record. Gene Ontology annotation, cellular component: cytosol. Gene Ontology annotation, molecular function: deaminase activity. The coding region runs from base 25 to 528 and encodes 167 amino acids.
CGAAUUAGUUGUCAAACACUAGCCAUGAGGUCUGUGUUAGCAGUGUUGAUUCUGGCUUGCACAAUUCAGGCAAACAAUCAUUACCAGAACAGAAAAAGUAAGACACCGUGGUGGAGACACAAACCACCAUGCAUACCAGUUACGAAAAGAAUCAUUGAAACAGACAAAGCUCCUAUAUUCAAUUUACCUUUCAGUCAAGCUGUGUUGGCGGGAAAUACUCUAUACCUGUCAGGACAAUUGGGAAUAGAUCCUGUCACACUUAAACUGGUUCCUGGUGGCAUAAUUCCUGAAACGGAACAGAUAUUUAAGAAUGUUGGUGCUGUAUUAGAGGCAGCUGGGGGUAGUAUGAAGGAUGUUGUCAAAGUAACUGCUUUUUUGACUGAUCUAACAGAGUAUUCGAGCUUUAAUGCAGUCUAUAUGAAAUUUUUCCCAAGGAAAUUUCCUGCUAGAUCAUCUUGCCAAGUAGUAGCAAUAUCACAAGGUGCUCAGUUAGAGAUUGACGUUAUAGCUGUUAUUGAUAAGUGCUGAUUGCGACGACGAGUUGUGACAGCGAGACACAACUAAACUUCAAGAAUGCUAUAAAUACAAGUUUUAAUAAAUGUUGA